AUGAUUUCAACAAUCGGCACGACAACAAUUCAAACAACAGCACCAAACUCGUUAGUCAUGAAUCCAACAUCUAUGUUAGUAGAGAUGAAAAGCUUCAUUCCUUCUUCAUUUACUUUCGAAACAGAAAUACAAAAAAUUAAGCAGGAACUUUUAACAAGUAAUUUAGACUGUACCGCACAGGAUGAAGAAAAUGGAGAAUAUCUUUAUGACAUGCAAGAUAUCAUAGACCAUUUACCUAAAUUGCCUGAAAUCCAACAACAAAAACUCACUAUUCCUGAAUUCGAUGAAAUUGAAUUUAAAGUUAGUGAUUCUGCAGAAAUAAAGAA
This is a messenger RNA of Trichomonas vaginalis G3, 326 nucleotides long. RefSeq names its product organellar and viral DNA polymerase type B. The annotation marks the transcript as partial. Lineage: Eukaryota; Parabasalia; Trichomonadida; Trichomonadidae. The transcript has a single exon. The record is from RefSeq and is a predicted model, not a curated record.